Diachasmimorpha longicaudata is the source of this 3068-nucleotide messenger RNA. RefSeq names its product fez family zinc finger protein erm-like. Gene Ontology annotation, biological process: regulation of transcription by RNA polymerase II. The record is from RefSeq and is a predicted model, not a curated record. Gene Ontology annotation, molecular function: DNA-binding transcription factor activity; RNA polymerase II cis-regulatory region sequence-specific DNA binding. The coding region runs from base 721 to 2088 and encodes 455 amino acids. The transcript has 2 exons. NCBI's taxonomy places the organism in Eukaryota, Metazoa, Arthropoda, Insecta, Hymenoptera, Braconidae.
UAUUCCCCAAGCCACGCCUUGUCAGUGGUAAUCGUGUGGGGGUACACCUAUACCCCACUAUCCAUCCAAGUCUGACUGGAUUGUGUUGUUCCUCUCUGCUCCCCUUUUUCUCUUCGUCCUAGUCGGGCUUUGAGCCAAAGGUUCAACUAGGACAUACACAUUUUUACGGGGCAAAUAUCAAAACUUACGACGGAACUUGAAUUCGCUUGAUUAAUCAUGAAAGAAUCCAUAAUAUUAACGUUAAAAAAUAAUAAUUAACAAGAAAAAUAGUAAAUUUUCAUUUAAUAAUGUCUAAUUUUAUAAGUCAUAAUUAUUUAAUAAACACGAGUAUUUAAAAAAUUGUGAGCGACGGGAGUAUAAACGGUGUGAAUAUCGAGAGUGGCUAAAUUUGUUAUUGGUAUUAUUGUUAUUCUUCUUGGUUUUUUAAUACUGUGUUAUUUUUAACAAUAUAUGGCCUCGGGAGGGGCUUCCAUAAUCCUAUUUUACAAAAUAGUCAACGUUUUGGAGUCAUUUGUCCAUAUUGUUGAUGAGACUUUGAACUAGAACGACAGUGAUAACAAUUCAGGAUUAAAAGGCUUAGAAUAAUCCAGUGUUGUAAUUUUCUUCUUUGUUGAUAGGAUAUAUAAAAAUAAUGACAAUAUUCUAUCAGUGCACAGUGAAGAGUUUGGUUAUUGAAAAGUUUUGGGACAAAUAUUUUACAUUUUGAUAUUUGGAAAGCAAAUGAUGCAACCGUUGGAGCGUUCAAGUAACAGUGCAAUGACAAUGACAACCGACACAAUUUCAACGAACCUUCCCCCACCAACAGAGGACUCAAGCAAUUCGACAAGCUCCCCCACAGCAUCAUGUAGAAAUUUAUCAACACUAACCUUCUCAAUAGCAAAAAUAAUGGAGCCUGAUAAAAGACUAUUAACAUCAAGUGACAUGUCUACUAUUAGUCUACGUCAAUCUUCACCAAAUAUCCAAUCGCUGUCUUAUUCAGCGCACUUGGAAUCAGCAUUCAAAAAAUACGUUCCUACCCUAAGGCAUCAGAGUCUCCUUCAGCACUAUCCCCUGCUCUAUUAUCAUCCAAAUCCUUUGCUCAGAGUUUUUCCACCAAGUGGAACAGUUUCAGGGAGUAAUAAUUCAAGACCUGCAGUGGAACAUUCAUCAGCAUCUCCAUUGACACAAGUACCAUCAUCACAUCCUGCCGUCCGUUUGGAUAUAUUAUCAGCAUCGGCAUCAGCAUCAGCAUCAGCAUCAUCAUCGGCAUCAUCAUCAGCACUAUUAUCAACUAGUAAUAAUGGGAAAAAAUCACCGGUGCUAGGGCAAUUAGCUCUCUCAGUAUCAUCAAGUAGCGUCCCAUCAUCUACAAAUUCAUCCCCCCAAAUUGGUCAACAACUAUCAACAAAUAGAGAAAUAAAUUCAAAUAAACAGAAAACAUUCGCCUGCCCUGAGUGUGGUAAGGUAUUCAAUGCCCACUACAAUUUAACGCGUCAUAUGCCAGUGCACACUGGUGCACGUCCAUUCGUCUGCAAGAUAUGUGGCAAGGGUUUUCGUCAAGCUAGCACACUUUGCCGCCACAAAAUCAUUCAUACAGCUGAAAAACCACACAAAUGUCAAACAUGCGGCAAAGCAUUUAAUCGUAGUUCAACAUUAAACACUCAUACACGUAUUCAUGCUAAUUAUAAGCCAUUUGUUUGUGAAUUUUGUGGCAAGGGGUUCCACCAGAAAGGCAAUUACAAGAAUCACAAGCUCACCCAUAGCGGAGAGAAGGCUUAUAAAUGUAAUAUAUGCAAUAAAGCCUUUCAUCAAAUUUACAAUCUCACAUUUCACAUGCAUACACACAAUGACAAAAAGCCAUUUUCUUGUAAGAUAUGUGGUAAGGGAUUUUGUAGAAAUUUUGAUCUUAAAAAGCACAUGCGUAAGCUUCAUGAUAGCCAUUCACCAGUGCUAAAUAGUUCUGAUAUUGGAGGAUCUACUGUUCAAUCUCGUAUGGAAACCACAACGUUUUCUCCGAUUCAUCACAGUGGAACAAGUCACGCAUUUGUCAGCCCAUUUUUAUUACCCCCCCCUGGAUCACAUCAGAAUUACCUUACCAAGAUGUUGUGACAGAGUGACAAUAAUAGAAAGAGUCAUCAUCAGUGCCCGCUUUUUUUCGGUGCCAUGACUUAUUCCAGUGAUGUCGGACAUUUGGCGCAUGUAUUAAAGUGAAAAGGGCAUCAUCAUAAGUAUAUGUAUGUAUGUAUAGUAUUACAGUGCAGUUCGGUACUUUGUUGCUCAUGCAAUAGGAUUGUUUUCUUCAUUUCUUUUCUCUUCUUUUUUCAAUGAGGUGCAAUUACGACUGAUAAAUAAAUUUUGAUUGUAAAUAAAGUUUGUAAAUAUAAUAGGUUUAAGUGUAUAGCAGAGAAAUCAGUGCAUAUACGCCGGGAAUAUUAUAUUAUACAUAUAUAUAUAUAUAUAUAGGAAAUUAUGCUUUUUUUCAUGUCCAUCAAGAUAUUUCGUAUGUAAUGACAAAUUCUCAAUAGACGUAAGGCCGAUGAUCGUUAACGUAACUAUAAUUCAAAUGAUACAAUUAAUAUAAUGUACGAAUUGGUGUGAUAGUAGUUUGUAAGGAUUCUUUUAAGAUUAAACAUCGAUAUUAAAUAUUACAUUAACAGAUAUUAGCUGCAGAAAGAACCAUCAGAAAGGAAACAAAAUAAAUAAAAAAAAAUAAAUUUCUUUCAUUUCGCUUACGUAUUGGAUCUUACAUAAUCUUCUGUUGAAAGAAUGCGUGUCAGACCUAUGUUUUACAUCAUGUGAAUCUUAUAUGCGCAUAAAAGUUAUUAAAUUGCUUUUACCGUUGAAUGGUUAUCACAAAUUCCAUAUAUAUAUAUAUACAUACAUGCAAUCGGUUAUUAUAUGUAAUAAACGAUUGAAUGCCAGAGAAUAUGCAUUAAAAAAAAUGGUAUAUCUAGCUAGGUGAAAAAAAAUGCAUAUUACAUGUGUACGUGUCUCUCAUUGUAAAUAAUAAAGCUCAUCCAAAUCGAAGCAAUAAAUUAAUCGAGUACAAAAUAAAAACUUGAUUCACUUAAUUUUACUAGCUAUAUAUU